This is a messenger RNA of Vitrella brassicaformis, 1283 nucleotides long. NCBI's taxonomy places the organism in Eukaryota, Vitrellaceae. The record is from the annotation of a GenBank genome assembly.
GUGAGAAUCGACGCGGUGGACAAAUGAGAUGCAGACGGAUGGACGCGUCCAUCCAGGAGAAUGAACACAAAGGCCGCCGUCUGGGAAUCCUGGCCGGAUAUUGGGCAGGGCUGUUUGUGCGCAUCGGUGCAGCUUGAUGGACGGUUCCAGGAAUCAAUCGCUGGUUGGAGAAAGAGAUGCAGAAGUGCACUGACGGAAGUCAUUUUCUGGAUCCGUCCGUAUUUGUGUAUGAGCGUUCCAACCCACCAACACGCACAGCUCACGCCACACGCACACACACACGUGAACAUUACAUGGAGGUUUGCACAGAGAUAGAUGUGUCCGUCCGUCCGUCCAACCAGCUGGCCGGCUCGGCUAUCCACAGCGGUCGAUCGAUCGACCUUCCUCACUGACUCACUCAGUCACGUUGUUUGCAAAAGGGGCAGGGCAACCACCACCCACCCUAGCUACACAUAUAUGCCUGCCAAAGGCACCAUCCAUCCAUUGCCCGCCCCAAGCUUGCAACCUCUCCGCUGCCUGCAGCCCCUCGGUCCCUCCCUCCCUCCCUCCCUCCCUCCGACCGACCGACCGACCGACCGACAGACAGAUGAAGUCACUCAGUCACUCCAGCAGGUCAGGUGCACGACUGCAGGCAGGCAGACCACACACCACACAGACCGCAUUAUGGACUGUCAGUAAUGGUCUGUCUAAUCUAUCGGCCCCUGCCUGUACGUACGUACCUAGUGGAGGUUCAUGUUGAGGUAUUUGUGGUUGGUAGUGACGGUGACGGUGAGGCCGGGCAGGGCGGCCGCCUGCCGGAUGCGGCGGAUGUACUCGGCGUACUUGUCCGAGUGCUGGCCGUCCAGCACACGGUUGAGGUCAGCCAGAGAGCCCACCCGGCACCGCGACACGGCCUCGCCCACCAUGCGAACCUGAAUGAAUCAAUGAAAUGAUAGACCCAGCACAGCCAACACAGACAAACAAACAGACCAGGGAGGGAGGGAGGGAGGGAACAAGACACCCAAUCAAUGAAGCAUCAGACAGAUCACUCACUGAGUCACCUCAGCGUCGAAUCCGUCGUGGGCUGUUGUGUCGGUGACGGUCACUGCAAUGAAGGGCGCUAGGCACAGCACAAAGUACUCACUCGGCGGCCGCUGGGGCGGCGUGUUGGGCUCCUGCACGCCGCACCGAUGCACCCCCGCGAGCUGCCCCCCCAGCCCCCCCUGCCAGUUGGCCAGCAUGUCCUUGGCGGCCUGCACGUCGGCCGGCGUGCCGUCGGCCGCGAUGCGCACCGAGAGCGUCAU